This is a messenger RNA of Arabidopsis lyrata subsp. lyrata, 687 nucleotides long. Its product is annotated as chromatin accessibility complex protein 1. The transcript has a single exon. NCBI's taxonomy places the organism in Eukaryota, Viridiplantae, Streptophyta, Magnoliopsida, Brassicales, Brassicaceae. Bases 87 to 536 code for a protein of 149 amino acids. Gene Ontology annotation, cellular component: nucleus. The record is from RefSeq and is a predicted model, not a curated record. Gene Ontology annotation, molecular function: protein heterodimerization activity. Gene Ontology annotation, biological process: regulation of DNA-templated transcription.
AAUUUUUGCCCAAUUUACAUGUUUUCUCAUGGCUCAUUUUCAUUUUCCCGCCGUGACAUAGCGCCUAAAAACUCAAAACCCUAAAAAUGUCGAACAUAUACAAUUCAUUACCUUUUGUGAGAUUUUCCUCCACAAAAUCAAUGGCGGAAGAAGAAACAUCAACUCGACCAGAGUUUCCUCUCGGAAGAGUAAAGAAGAUAAUGAAACUCGACAAAGAAAUCAACAAAAUCAACUCAGAAGCUCUUCACGUCAUCACUUACUCCACAGAACUCUUCCUCCACUUCCUCGCCGAGAAAUCAGCUAUUGUUACGGCGGAGAAGAAGCGAAAAACUGUUAAUCUCGAUCAUUUAAGAACCGCCGUUAAAAGACACCAACCCACGAGUGAUUUCCUCUUAGACUCUCUUCCGUUACCGGCUCAGCCAGUCAAACAUACCAAAUCAGUUUCCGACAAGAAGGCUCCUCCGCCGCCAAUUGGGACUCGUCGUAUCGAUGAUUUCUUUAGUAAAGGGAAAGAGAAGACUGAUGAUUCAGCCUAAUGUAAAAUUUCUUAUUUUGUUCUCAAUUGCAAAUUGUUACUCUUGUGCUCAAAUCAAAAUCUUGUUUUGCUAAAAUUGUAAUGAGAAUGUAUGGAUCAUGAGGAACUUUUAACCGAAAUAAACCUGAUUCUUGUCCUGUGACUGAGAUAAA